Molecule: messenger RNA, 1252 nt
Organism: Momordica charantia (bitter melon)
Lineage: Eukaryota; Viridiplantae; Streptophyta; Magnoliopsida; Cucurbitales; Cucurbitaceae
Product: RING-H2 finger protein ATL2
Source: RefSeq, a predicted model, not a curated record
UAAUAUUAAAUAGGGCCAGAGAUUAAAAUAAUUCAACUGUAAUUUAAAUCUGCUUGACCUACAUACAGAAGACGCCCAAAAACAAGCAAGGUCGGAGCGAAACCACUGCGAAGUUUCCUUCCCAUUUUCCUUCGUCCUUCUGACAAAUUUAUUAUUUCCUUUUUUUUUCCCUUCUCAAAAUUCAUAAAUUUCCUCUUUAUUUUCUCUCGCUCCGGCCCCAAUUACGCCGGAGGAACUCUGCUCUUCAAUGGCCGACGACGAUGAUGACGGAUUCUUUUCUCCUCCGUCGUACAAACGCUACGCUCUCAGCGGCAAAAUUAUGCUCGGCGCAAUUAUUGUACUGUUGUUUGUCGUUAUCCUCAUGAUUUGUCUCCACCUCUACGUCCGAUUAUACCUCCUCUCCUCCAACCGCCGGCAAGCCCCCCGCCGCCGCCGCCACCGCCGCGCGCACUUUGUAUUUACCGCUGAGCCCCGACACGCCGCCGCCGCCGCCGCUCCGUCGCGUGGUUUGCCGCAGUCGAUUCUCAAAUCCCUACCCGUUUUCGUUCAUUCAGCGAAGCCCGACCCGGAUCCGAUUUGUUGCGCGGUUUGCUUGUCGGAGUUUGAAGAGAACGAAAUCGGGCGUAUUAUCCCCAAAUGUAAACACAGUUUUCACGUGGGCUGUAUAGAUAUGUGGUUUUAUUCGCACGUGACCUGCCCGCUUUGUAGAUCCGAAGUGCAACCGGAAACCGGGUCGGAUAAUCCGCCCGACGUAUCCGUAUCUAUUCAUGACCCGGAUAUACCCGAACCGGGUCCGAGUUCUGGAUCUACCAGAAGCGGAGAAGAACCGGGUUGUCCUUCUCCGUCUGAGUUGCCGUCAUUGGUGGAGCUGGUGGUAGCGUCGUCCGAGGAGUCGAUAUCUGAGGAAGGACUACGGCAAAUUGACGACAUGUCGGUUCACGGCACCUCUAGGACAACGGCGAAUUUCGUGAAGUCGUUGUCGUUCAAGAGAAUCCUCUGUAGGGAUAAACGGGACGGAGUUUCUCCGUCGGAAAACGCCACGGAGGAACGGGAUCUUGAGAAGGAGGAGAUUGAGGCGGCGCGUUCAGUGAGUUGACUCGGUGGGUGGAAAGAUGGAUAGCGGUUCUGUGACGGAACUCGUUUUGACUUUGUAAAUAUCUUUUAAGGAUGUAAACUAAAAUACAAAUAUGGAUUUUUGUAGAUUUCUUAUUGUUUUCGCAUUUUUAAAAAUUCAUCCAUGUUACUUUUUUUC